Phaeodactylum tricornutum CCAP 1055/1 is the source of this 1978-nucleotide messenger RNA. RefSeq lists its product with no specific name. The transcript has 3 exons. Lineage: Eukaryota; Bacillariophyta; Bacillariophyceae; Surirellales; Neidiaceae. The record is from RefSeq and is a predicted model, not a curated record. Bases 99 to 1895 code for a protein of 598 amino acids.
UGUAUUUCGGUGAACGAUGACUUGCAUUGCGGUCUUCAAAGCCUACCAUCUUUCAGACUUGGCCUCUUCCUCUGAUCAGUAGUAGAAAUUUCAAUACGAUGCCUCCUCGUUCCAACUCUGUCGUAGAGUCGGUGACUAAGUGUGUCGGAAGUAUCCGAAUAAAGCGAGAGGAAUCGCUGUUGCCUCUCCAAGCAAAUGCGGUCGCAAUCGGCGAAUGGCUCGCCAGUACAAUCAAAGCUUACAAGUUACAGAUUGAAAAUAGCCGCAUUGAAAACGUUCGAAAUGCUGACGAGCCUGCCCCCAAAAAAAUUAAAGAAAAUCCCACCGCCGAAGAUGCGCUACCCAAAGCUCUUGUCGACGAAGUGCAUGCUUUGCGUGUGGCAGAUCUUAAAGAAAGACUUAAAGAACGCCAUUUGAAUGGAGUAGGAGUCAAAGCAGUUCUACGAACACGUCUCUUAGAAUCGAUGGCUGAAGAAGCCGCCGGACACGAAGUAGGUGUUGCUGUGGCAACUGCAGAUUCUUCGCAACCGGCGCCCUUGGCACAAUCGCGAUCGUCCAGGGAACUGCUAGAAAUCGAGCAGGAACAUUCUGAAGCACCGGACAGCCGUGAACGUUUGGUAACGGAAAGCGAGAGGGAUUCUGUGGCAUCAUGUGUGAUGGAUCUUGAGGUGGUAGCUCGAUCUACGUCAAGCUGUUCACAGCCGAGCUGUCAGGACAACACUAUUCAACCGGGAGAGAACACUGAUGUUGCAGAACAUGAACCAGCGCCAAUGGAUUGGGAAAACAAUAUUGAACCAAUUAUUAAGCCUGAGGAAACUUUGGAAAGGGUUCUAAAAGUGCAGCAGUCAGGAGUCGAUCUGGAUGUACCACAAGAAACGGCAAAGGCUCCUCCGUCGAAGGUCAAAACGGCAAUUGAGUUGUUUUCUUCCAAAAAUGGCUCUUCUCAUUCCCCAAAGGAUUUCAUUCCUGUUGGAAGCCUGUCUAACCCAAUUAGCGUGGACGAAAACAAUGAGCCCCAAUCUUUCAAGUCAAGUCUGGUUUCGGAGACAUCGUCGUCAUCCAGCCGUGUUGUCUCGGCUACGCCUUUGUCUGAAGGCCUUUCGUCAGCAAACCUGGGAAACAAAUCAGAAAGCGAUGUUUUGUCAAUCAAGUCGAAACUUGUGAAGGAAAAGAACGAAGCUCGAAAAGCUCGUCUUGCUGAAAUUCGAGGAAUGAGUAAACCAAUGCUCUCUUCGAAAGCGCUUUCGACUCCAUCUCUUUCAUCCUUGAAGAUUAGUGGAAGCAGUGCCAAAAGUGGCAUUCCUGGUGUUUCUGUUGCCGACAAGAGCAAGAUGCUGUCUAAAAUUAGGCAAAAGGCUGCCGCUGCUACCAAGAGCGCGACCUCAUCCGCGUACAAGACGGCAUCAUCCGCUGUAUCGACACUCACCAAAGCUAACGUAUCUACUACAAACGGCUUCAGCACUAGUAAGGAACAGUACAAGACAACACCGCCUGGCCCGAGAGUCAAGAAACAGAGUCUAAAGUGCUCCUCGAAGUCGAAACGAUCUCAGAUGCUCUCCCCAAUAGACACGUACGAAAUGUCUGAUCGUGAGGCAAGCGAGAGUGACAGUGAUUCGGACGAGGAAAGCCGUAAACCACGCAAGCGCGUUCCGAUGUGGGCUGAAAAAAGUAACUUGAUCCCUGCGCUAGAAAAGCAAUACACAGUGAACACCGGAACGUUAGAUCCAGACGAGAUUUUCGGAGAAGUCCAGACCUGUGAUCUUGAGGCCAUCUUUGAUCAAAGGAAGACCCGGUACCAGCGGCGGACGAGCUCGGGAAACUGGUCGAAAGAUCGAGCAACGACAUACGAAAAGCUCACUUACAAACGCACGAUGGGGUACGCCCAGGAAUUGUAAAUUAUCCCUUGUACAGUUUCCGUUGGGCUAGCAUUUAGAAGACGUAUACAUUUUGCAAUUAAAUUUCAUCAGUCAACGUCAAC